Trypanosoma conorhini is the source of this 1788-nucleotide messenger RNA. Its product is annotated as cytidine triphosphate synthase. The transcript has a single exon. The coding region runs from base 1 to 1788 and encodes 595 amino acids. The record is from RefSeq and is a predicted model, not a curated record. NCBI's taxonomy places the organism in Eukaryota, Euglenozoa, Kinetoplastea, Trypanosomatida, Trypanosomatidae. Gene Ontology annotation, biological process: CTP biosynthetic process; pyrimidine nucleobase biosynthetic process. Gene Ontology annotation, molecular function: identical protein binding; CTP synthase activity.
AUGUCCGCGAGAUCGAUGUUUACGGGCUCGUCGUACUACCUGCCCUCUCCCAUGACCCGCCCCGUGGACUCCAACGACAACAUUAAGUUUGUCGUUGUAACAGGCGGUGUCUGUAGCUCGCUUGGGAAGGGGGUGACGACGUCGGCGACGGGCGCCUUGCUGCGCGCACAGGGGUACCGCGUGUGCAGCAUCAAGAUUGACCCCUACAUUAACAUGGAUGCCGGCCUGAUGAGCCCGUUCGAGCACGGCGAGGUGUACGUUCUCGCCGACGGAGGCGAGGUAGACCUCGACCUGGGCAACUACGAGCGUUGGAUGGCGGUGUCGCUCAAGUCGAAUCACAACAUCACCACCGGUAAGGUGUUCCGCAAGCUGACUGAGAAGGAGCGUGCCGGGGGCUUUUUGGGGAAGACGGUGCAGUUGGUGCCGCACUUCACGAACGAGGUGGUGGACCACAUCUUCCGCGUCUGUCAGGAGUCGGUGUGUGAGAGCGGCAAAGGGCCGGAGAUCUGCAUGAUUGAGCUUGGCGGCACAGUAGGGGAUAUGGAGUCACAGCCUUUUGUGGAAGCCUUGCGCCGUCUUCGCUACUCCAUUCCGCCACAAGACUUUUGCCUCAUGCACACGACGUACCUUCCUGUUUUUGGUGGGGCGCAGAAGACGAAACCAACGCAGCACAGCUCUCGUGCUCUCCUGUCCCUUGGCCUUCAGCCGGACUUUCUGAUAUGCCGUAGUGAGGAACGCCUUACACAGGAGGUGAAGGAGAAGCUAAGUAAUCAGUGUGGUGUUAAAAUUUCCGACAUUAUUGGGGCGCCAAAUGUGGAUUGCUUGUAUGAAAUUCCUGUGGAGUUCACCAAGGAUGGCCUGGUUGAGCGGCUGAUGCACAAGCUACGGCUGCAGCCGAGGGUCCCAGCGGCGGAAGUGCCGAACUAUGAAACAUACGUGGAGUACACCAGGAUCCUGCGUGACAUUUCAAACCCGGUCGUGCGCAUCGCCUUUGUGGGAAAAUACGUCACAGGCGGCGGGGAUGCGUACUUCUCCGUUCUUCAGUGCCUGGAGCACUGUCAGAUUGCCCUGCGUGUUCGGCUUGACAUCCUGUACAUGGAGUCGGAAAUGUUGGAGGGCCCCAAUGCGGAGGAGGCCAAGGAGGCCAUUCUCGAGUGCGACGGCAUUUUUGUGCCAGGUGGCUUCGGUAAACGUGGGGUGGAUGGCAAGUGCGUGGCGGUGGAGCUGGCGCGGCGCCACAACAUCCCCUACUUUGGGGUUUGCCUGGGCAUGCAGGUCGCCCUUAUUGAAAUCUGCCGUGACGUGAUUGGCUGGAAGGACGCAAACAGCGAGGAGUUUGACAGCGAGAGCACCCACCAGAUCGUGCGCAUCAUGGACUGCGAUCGCCAUAGCAUGGGGGCCAACAUGCACCUCGGGGCCCGCGAGGUGCACCUGGUGGAGAAGAACUCCAUCAUGUCCACCAUCUACGCCGGCGCCGACGUCGUCGUGGAGCGCCACCGGCACCGCUACGAGGUGAACACGUCCUGCCUCGACGAGUUGCGUGCGGCGGGGGUGUUGAUCAGUGCGGUGUCGGACCCGGCGCUUGGCCCGCACACGCGCGUGGAGGCCAUUGAGCUGCCCGCCCUCCGCUUCUUCCUCGCCGUUCAGUUCCACCCCGAGUUCGUCUCCUCGCCGCUGGACCCGUCGCCGCCGUACCUCGCGUUCAUGGCCGCCGCGGCGAGGAAGCAGCACGCGUGGCCGGCGGCGUGCGCCUCGCGCCGCCUCAGGCCGUCGCCGCCGUGCGCGUAG